AUGGACCGCAACAGCGGCAGAAUUUUUCUUGAUUAUCGUGCGUCCGAGCCCGUACUGGCUGAAAGUGAGCACUCAAGUCUAUGCGAUGGACCGCUUUCUCGGUCGCAGAUUCAGCGAUCAUCCAAGUCUACAGCAUCUCCGUGGAACCCCAGCGACAUAUCGCCACGACCACAGACAGCAUUGCGAAGAAAACUUAAACUUCCUGGUCGCUCCAAGAGCAAACAGAUUACCAAACUUCCACGUAUGGACGAAGUACUUCCACGCGUGGAAAUUACGGAUGAACAACAAGCAGAAAUGCGUGAACAGGCGGAAAACCUUAUUGCGAGCUGUUUGCUCAAAUCCAAGGCGGCGUGGGACGGCACUAAGCAGAUAUUUGAUGAUCCAAAGCAGUGGAAACUCCACAGUGCUAAACCACAUUUGGCUGUCUACAAACGCAAAGAUCCGGAGUGCAAAAGCGCGACAGAACAUCAGUUUGUAGCGUCAGGACGCAUACCAGGACUCACAUUACAGGACGUUGAGUAUGGCAAGUAUUGCGAUACGACGCUUGAUGAACGUUCCAUCUGCGCUUAUCUGUUUCGUGAUUACUUUUUGGAUGCUGCGGUGCUGCAAGUGUUGGAAACACAGACGGAGGAUGAUCCGUUUCGUUUCUUUGGCAUUAAGUGGAUGGCGUUUGCGUCUCCCAGUGGACCAGCUAAGUUCUUCUCACCAAGAGACCACGCGUUUUACGAAUAUGCCAAGACUGUGACUACUGAUGAGGGUCAUAAGGUACUGGUCAAGGUUCUACAUCCCGUGAGAGACGACAUACUGCCUCCACUUACUCAGAUUGUAGGUCAUGAAAACCCGAGUGACUCGGUGGACCCGUCGAAGCUGCGGUUUGUUCGCGGCCGCAUUUCCAUGAUCUCCAUGUACAGAUUUGAUGAGGCGACCAAUGCUGUCAAAGUAUUCAGCGAAGGAUCAUUGGACCCAGGUGGUCGAGCCGGAACGUGGCUCGGAAGCGCGUUUUUGUCUCAAUUUGCACCCACAGUCGUGCGGAUUGAUUAUUGCGCUGACAUCAAGUAUAUCAUGAAACAUGGUAUGAUCUUCCCUCAUCCACCAGCAGCGCUAAGCUGUUCACAUUCAAACCAAAGUUAUGAGAAGAGUCAGAAUACAAGGAGCGACUCUGAGGUCACAGCGCUUGGACCAUCUGCUGGCAUGCCCUUCUCGACCUCAUUUGUCUUGACUCAGAGUCCUGAACUGAAUCGAAUGGCAGUCAAUCCUCAGCCAAGUUGGGUACCAGACCACCAGCGCAAAGUAUGUUUUGUGUGUUUCAAAAGUUUUGGAAUUGUUCGACGUCACCGCCAUCAUUGUCGCAUGUGUGGUGAAGUUAUGUGCUCCCGCUGUAUGAUCACAUUGCCUCUUGUUGCUCCACCUUCUUCUGCACCAUGUCUUGAAGGGAAAGGUAAUGAAGCCUGUCAGCAUGGCAUUCAUACUGAUAAUCAGCCCUUGAGCAUUUUACUUCGCCAACCAGCCAAGAAGAGCCUGGAGGAGACACGCUCAAAUGGAUACCCAGCCGUAAAUAAUGUGAAACUGUGCAAAAAAUGCAUGUUUAGCAUCCGUCAGGAACGCAAAGGGACCAUGAGAGGAGCGUCUAACUUUUACGCUGCUCCGACAAUGAUCAAACAAUUCCCUCUGGUCUUGCAAGGCUCUUUAGCGGACAACAUUGGAUUACAACCUGGACCAAUGCGUGGAUUCUUUCCUAAUGGUCGAUAUGCGGCUGAUGAUGAGUUGAUUCACAACGCAGAAAAAGGAGCAGACGAAGAAGACGAACUCGAAGAGACAGAUGAAGAAUAUUCUGCUCGUGUUGAGCGUAUGCGGCAGAUUCACAUGGCGCGUGAAAAGAAGAAAAACUUACGACGCAGUAUUCUUCUCUAUGACGAAGACAGUCUAAACAAUGGUGAGGAAUCACCUCCUGCUCGACCAAGUCAUCUUUUCGAUGGAGGUGACAGUGCUUUCAACUUUGAUGACUUUUUACUACCAACACCGAAACGUGGCGAAGGUGAAAAUGACAAUUACUCCAUUCAUCGUGUACGAGGCGUGAGCAAUCAGAGCGAAACUAUUCCACCUUCAACUUCUCGCCGACCAUCUACUGCUGCUGCGUGUACCGAAAGUAGUUUAAAACUUCGGUCGUUGUCUAUUCCAGACCAAUUGGAGAAAGUAGAGCGAUCAAUCGCUCACCAAGCGGCUUUAAUCCGAUCCAUCACAGAACAACGCGAUAAAAUUGCUCGAUUUCCAGAAGAUGACACGGCAGUUAAGACAGUUGCUGCUACUACUGCCGGUGAAAUUAUAUCUGAUGCACGCUCGUCUUUGCUUUAUCCGAAUCAAACCCAAACUGCGUCGACACCUCAAAAUGACGCUCUGUAUACACCACUCUCCCUGCUUUCUUCUUAA
Plasmopara halstedii is the source of this 2427-nucleotide messenger RNA. RefSeq lists its product as hypothetical. Gene Ontology annotation, molecular function: metal ion binding. Lineage: Eukaryota; Oomycota; Peronosporomycetes; Peronosporales; Peronosporaceae. The record is from RefSeq and is a predicted model, not a curated record. The transcript has a single exon. Bases 1 to 2427 code for a protein of 808 amino acids.